Molecule: messenger RNA, 808 nt
Organism: Spinacia oleracea (spinach)
Lineage: Eukaryota; Viridiplantae; Streptophyta; Magnoliopsida; Caryophyllales; Amaranthaceae
Product: eukaryotic translation initiation factor 1A
Exons: 2
Coding region: 172-609 (145 amino acids)
Biological process (GO): translational initiation
Molecular function (GO): translation initiation factor activity; RNA binding
Source: RefSeq, a predicted model, not a curated record
CCAAGUAAUUACUCCUAUAAAAGAAAACUCAAGCAGGAGAAGAGAGAGAAAAUCCGGUCUCAUCUGAAUUCAAAUCAGAAGAAAAACAAAAACACAAAAUCCUUUGUAAUCAGAACCGUCCGUUCUAGGGUUUACAGUUAGAGAGAGAAACAGAAGAAAGAGAAAGCGAAGAUGCCGAAGAACAAGGGAAAGGGAGGAAAGAACAGGAAGAGAGGUAAGAACGAAGCUGAUGAUGAGAAGAGAGAGCUUGUUUUCAAAGAAGAUGGACAGGAGUACGCUCAGGUUCUUCGUAUGCUCGGUAAUGGCCGUUGCGAAGCCAUGUGUAUUGAUAACGUCAAGCGACUUUGCCAUAUCCGUGGUAAGAUGCACAAGAAGGUCUGGAUCGCCGCCGGUGAUAUCAUCCUCGUCGGUCUCCGUGAUUAUCAGGAUGACAAGGCGGAUGUAAUCCUUAAGUACAUGCCAGAUGAAGCUAGGUUGCUCAAGGCUUAUGGUGAGUUGCCAGAAAAUAUCAGGCUUAAUGAAGGUAUCAUUACUGCCAUGGAUGCGGAUGAAGAGGGUGACGGCGAAGAGUACAUCGAGUUCGAGGAUGAAGAUAUUGACAAAAUAUAAGCAAUUCAAGUUUUAUUUAAAUGCACUUUUUACUAAUGUCGAACCUUUAUUGUCAACUAUCAAGUAUAAGGUUCUCUUGAGUUUGAUUAUAAAUUGAUGCACUAGUCUCUUUACAUGCAUGGAUUACUGUUUCGAGUGGGAAUUGUAUUUGAUAUUUACGCAUGAGAUGGCUCAAUAAAUACAGUCCAUCUUUUGAUUA